GAUCAGCCUAAGAGGUGGGGCGAGUCCCUCUCUCUCUCCUUCUGUCUACUCCUGGGAGAGUUUAAAGGAAAGUCGCGCUCAGUUAGAAUAGAAUGGUCAACAGCUGGAUGAUGUUAUCCUUUGGAAUCCUCUUCGGCUGUGUCCUGUGGUCAGCGCUGGCUGAUGGGGUCCACCAAUACCAUCAUGUUGAGGAGGUCAAGGCUGCUAUGCUCAGGAAACUGGCACUGACCGAGGCUCCACACCUCAUCAAGAGAGACCUAGAGAACGCAGUGGUGCCAGCUCGUGUGAGGAACAAAUACGUCUCCAUGCUGAAGCUCUACAAGGACAAGGAGAGGAAGAGGAGAGCCCUGCCCAGCUUGGCUGGCAUCUUACGGGGAGUGCCAGGAAAUUCCGAUACGAGAGGAGACAUACUCUAUUCGGACCCUGCCAGGCAGACGCUGGUCUUCGAUAUGAAGGGGCUGAUCCCUGAAAACAGCGAGGUGACCAUGGCAGAGCUCAAGCUCUUCAAGAAAAGCGUUCACAAAGGAGAGCUCCCUCCCAGGAGGCACAGUCGGCCAGUCAACAACGCCAGGGUCAGUGUGCACUGGGUCAAGACUCUGCCUGAUGGCAGCAACAGGACCUCACUCAUCGACUCUAGGCUGGUCCCCAUUCUCGACUUUGGCUGGAAAAUGUUCGAUGUCACCCAGGCUGUACACUACUGGCAGAAUACCAAAGAGAUUGCAAUGUACUUAGAGGUCUGGAUUGAAGCUGAGCGACCGGGGAGGCACGCGGCUGAGCUGGCCAGGUUCGUCUCCUUCACCUCCCAGGAUCCUGCUGACCAGGAGCUGGCAAAGCCUGAGCUGGUCCUCUACACCCUCAACUUCAGCGAGUACGGAGCUGCCGGGGACUGCAGUGGGAGCCGGACCCGAAGAAGUGGAUCCUGCUGCAGGCAGGAAUACUUCAUCAACUUCAGGGAGCUGGCCUGGACGCAGUACUGGAUCAUCGAGCCCCCUGGUUACCAGGCCUUCCACUGUGUGGGCAGUUGCAAGCAGCCACAGUGGCCCUUUGACUAUGGAGAGAGGAGCUGCGCAGCGGUGGAGAGUGCCUCCCUGCCUGUGAUGUACCUGGUGAAGAAAGGGGACUACACAGAGAUCGAAGUGGCUGAAUUCCCCAACAUGAUCACUGAGAAGUGUGGCUGCACUAUGGACAAUAUCUCAAUGAUAUAACUUGGACCCCUGUGGGGCAACAGGGGCGCUGUGAUUUUGCUCAUGUCCUUUUCCUUGGUUCCCCCAUUCCAUGAAGGCAUUGCGGCCUAUGUUUCCAUGGUUACCCACACUCCUGUUGCCAGCUUGCAGUGUCUGGAGUCAUACGUAGGCCCAGACCUGGUGUCACAUGUAGGCUCAGAGCUGGAGUCGAGUGUAAGCUCAGACCUGGAGUCACAUGUAGGCCCAAACCUGGAGUCAUGCAUAGACCAAGACCUGGAGCCACAUGUAGGCCCAGACCUGGAGCCACGUGUAGGCCCAGAC
This is a messenger RNA of Rhincodon typus (whale shark), 1505 nucleotides long. RefSeq names its product left-right determination factor 2-like. NCBI's taxonomy places the organism in Eukaryota, Metazoa, Chordata, Chondrichthyes, Orectolobiformes, Rhincodontidae. Gene Ontology annotation, cellular component: extracellular region. The transcript has 4 exons. The record is from RefSeq and is a predicted model, not a curated record. Gene Ontology annotation, molecular function: cytokine activity; transforming growth factor beta receptor binding; growth factor activity. The coding region runs from base 93 to 1205 and encodes 370 amino acids. Gene Ontology annotation, biological process: SMAD protein signal transduction; BMP signaling pathway.